Chaetura pelagica (chimney swift) is the source of this 1940-nucleotide messenger RNA. RefSeq names its product phosphatidylinositol binding clathrin assembly protein (gene PICALM). Gene Ontology annotation, biological process: clathrin coat assembly; clathrin-dependent endocytosis; synaptic vesicle budding from presynaptic endocytic zone membrane. The transcript is spliced from 20 exons. Lineage: Eukaryota; Metazoa; Chordata; Aves; Apodiformes; Apodidae. The record is from RefSeq and is a predicted model, not a curated record. Gene Ontology annotation, cellular component: extrinsic component of presynaptic endocytic zone membrane; clathrin-coated vesicle; synaptic vesicle. Gene Ontology annotation, molecular function: SNARE binding; 1-phosphatidylinositol binding; clathrin heavy chain binding. Bases 45 to 1895 code for a protein of 616 amino acids.
CGGCGGUCUCCAAAACCGUCUGUAAGGCCACGACCCACGAGGUCAUGGGGCCCAAGAAGAAACACCUGGACUAUUUAAUCCAGUGCACAAAUGAGAUGAAUGUGAACAUCCCACAACUGGCAGACAGUUUGUUUGAAAGAACUACCAACAGUAGCUGGGUAGUGGUCUUCAAAUCUCUUAUCACAACCCAUCAUCUAAUGGUGUAUGGAAAUGAGCGUUUUAUCCAGUAUCUGGCGUCCAGAAACACAUUGUUUAAUUUGAGCAAUUUCCUAGACAAAAGUGGAUUGCAAGGCUAUGACAUGUCAACGUUUAUCAGACGGUAUAGUAGAUAUCUGAAUGAAAAGGCAGUUUCCUAUAGACAAGUGGCUUUUGACUUCACAAAAGUAAAAAGAGGGGCUGAUGGAGUAAUGAGAACAAUGAGCACAGAAAAACUCCUAAAAACUGUGCCAAUUAUACAAAAUCAAAUGGAUGCACUUCUUGACUUCAAUGUCAACAGCAAUGAACUUACAAAUGGUGUAAUUAAUGCUGCCUUCAUGCUCCUCUUCAAAGAUGCCAUUAGACUGUUUGCGGCAUAUAACGAAGGGAUUAUUAACCUCCUGGAAAAAUACUUUGAUAUGAAAAAGAACCAGUGCAAAGAAGGCCUUGAUAUAUAUAAGAAGUUCCUCACUAGAAUGACACGGAUCUCAGAGUUCCUUAAAGUUGCAGAGCAAGUUGGAAUUGACAGAGGAGACAUACCAGAUCUUUCACAGGCACCGAGUAGCCUUCUUGAUGCUUUGGAACAACAUUUAGCUUCUCUAGAAGGGAAGAAAAUAAAAGAUUCCACAGCUGCAAUCAGGGCUACCACCCUUUCCAAUGCAGUCUCUUCUCUUGCAAGCACUGGCCUGUCCCUCACAAAAGUUGAUGAAAGGGAAAAACAGGCUGCGUUAGAGGAAGAACAGGCUCGCUUAAAAGCUUUAAAGGAGAAACGUCUAAAAGAACUUGCAAAGAAACCUCAUACCUCUUUAACAACUGCAGCUUCCCCUGUGUCCACUGCAGAAGGAAGCAUAAUGACUACACCAGCCAUUGAUAUUUUUUCUACCCCUGUCUCUUCAAACAGCACUUCAAAGCUGCCAAAUGAUCUGCUUGAUUUGCAGCCAACUUUUCAUCCGUCUGUACAUCCUUUAUCUGCUCCACAAGUAGGAAGUACCUGGGGAGAUCCUUUUUCUGCUACUGUUGAUAGUGUUGAUGAUGGCAUUCCAAACCUAAAUCCUUUCCUUACAAAAACUAACGAUGCUGCUCAUCUGUCUGUGUCUUCUGAUGUAUCUACUUUCACCAGUAGGACACCCACACAUGAAAUGUUUGUUGGGUUCACUCCAUCUCCUGUUGCUCAACCACAGCCAUCAGCUGGCCUUAAUGUUGACUUUGAGUCUGUGUUUGGAAACAAAUCCUCAAAUGUUGUCCUAGAUUCUGGUGGUUUUGAUGAAUUAGGUGGUCUCCUAAAACCAACAGUGGCCUCUCAAAACCAGAGUCUUCCAGUUGCCAAAGUACCACCUAACAAAUUAGUGUCAGAUGAUCUGGAUUCAUCUUUAGCCAAUCUUGUGGGCAAUUUGGGCAUUGGAAAUGGAACUACAAAGAAUGAUGUCAACUGGACUCAGCCGGGUGAAAAGAAACUAACAGGCGGUUCCAACUGGCAACCCAAGAUUGCACCUACAACCGCGUGGAACGCUCCGACGUUGGCACCACCUGUAAUGGCAUAUCCUGCCACAACGCCAACAGGAAUGAUGGGCUAUGGGAUGCCGUCGCAGAUGGGAGCCAUACCAGUAAUGACACAGCCAACUUUAAUAUACAGUCAGCCAGUCAUGAGACCACCAAACCCUUUUGGCCCUGUACCAGGAGCACAGAUUCAGUUCAUGUAACUGUGUUAGAUGGAAGAGAAAGGAACGUUUCCAAAAAGACGUGCU